Antrostomus carolinensis (chuck-will's-widow) is the source of this 383-nucleotide messenger RNA. It is a transcript of the gene MORN2, whose product is annotated as MORN repeat containing 2. Lineage: Eukaryota; Metazoa; Chordata; Aves; Caprimulgiformes; Caprimulgidae. The annotation marks the transcript as partial. The record is from RefSeq and is a predicted model, not a curated record. The transcript has 3 exons.
UGAAAAUACCUGUCUUCCACCACUCUUGUUUUCUAGAGGGGGAGUGCAAAAUGACACCUGAGGGUGCGCUGGAGAGGGACGGUCAUGGAGUCCACACUGGCGCCAAUGGAAUUACAUACGUCGGCAGAUGGAAAAAUGACAAGAUGAAUGGUACUGGAAGGCUACAACAUCCUUCUGGGGCAGUUUAUGAAGGCAACUUCAAAGACAACAUGUUUCAUGGGGCUGGAACCUACACGUUUCCAAAUGGAGCAAAGUACAUUGGACCAUUCAAUGAAAACAAGAUGGAAGGUGAAGGAGACUUCAUAGAUGAAAAUGGAGUGGAGUGGAGUGGCACAUUCCAUGGCACAGCAGCAUUGGGACUGAAGCAGAAGUUGAAAAUGUAG